This is a messenger RNA of Acyrthosiphon pisum (pea aphid), 382 nucleotides long. RefSeq lists its product as uncharacterized. The annotation marks the transcript as partial. The transcript is spliced from 2 exons. The record is from RefSeq and is a predicted model, not a curated record. NCBI's taxonomy places the organism in Eukaryota, Metazoa, Arthropoda, Insecta, Hemiptera, Aphididae.
GUACGUCAACUCGAGAUACGUCAGCCCGCCAGAAGCCAUCUGGCGAUUGUUUUCGUACAAUUUGCACGGCAAAAGUCACGUGGUCGUCAGGCUUCCUGUUCACCUGGAGGGUCGUCAGAACGUGUACUUUGCGCCGGGCCAAGAAGAAGAACGGCUACAGAACCAAGUUGUACGUCACACGAAACUCACGCAGUUCUUCGCGCUCAACGCGACCAACGCGGAUGCACGACAAUACUUGUACCACGACAUACCGAAGCAUUACACGUGGCAGGUUCCGCGGCCAGAAAGAAAUCUCGGAAAUGUCAGACAAUGGUGUCCGCGGCUGAAUCGAAUGACAAACGUGACGUUGGCUCGGAUGCUUUCCACAUCAAAUUGGAUAUAG